UUAAGCUCUCUCUCGCCAGUGCCUCCUUGCCUUUUCCCGUUUGCAAACUCUUCUCUGCGGGGAACCCAGAAACAACAUGUCUACCACCAUGGCCCCAACAUCUGCAAGGCAGCUUUCUCCUAAAGAAGCCGACAUCCAGAUGAUGUUGGCCGCCGAGGUCCAUCUCGGUACCAAGAACUGUGAUUUCCAAAUGGAGCGUUACGUUUUCAAGCGUCGCAAUGACGGAAUCUACAUCAUUAACCUUGGCAAGACCUGGGAGAAGCUUCAACUUGCUGCUCGCGUAAUCGUUGCUAUCGAGAAUCCUCAGGACAUCAUUGUCCAAUCCGCAAGGCCGUAUGGUCAGAGAGCUGUACUGAAAUUCGCACAAUACACUGGUUGUCAUGCAAUUGCUGGAAGGCACACUCCUGGUACAUUCACUAACCAGAUGCAAACAUCUUUCAGUGAGCCUCGUCUUCUUAUCCUCACAGACCCGAGGACUGACCACCAGCCUAUCAAGGAAGCUGCUCUAGGAAACAUUCCCACCAUUGCCUUUUGUGAUACCGACUCACCAAUGCGAUAUGUUGACAUUGGUAUCCCUGCUAACAACAAGGGAAAGCACAGCAUUGGUUGCCUUUUCUGGCUGUUAGCAAGGAUGGUUCUUCAGAUGCGCAGCACAAUUGCUCCUGGACAGAAGUGGGAUGUGAUGGUGGACCUAUUCUUCUACAGGGAGCCUGAGGAAGCUAAAGAGCCAGAAGAUGAAGAAGCUGUUGCUGCCCCUGAUUAUGGACUCCCUGCUGCAGAUUUUGGUAUGGGUGCUUUAGCAGCUGACCAAUGGCCAGCACAAAUAGGUGAUCAAUGGUCUGCUGAUAUGGUUCAGGCACCUAUUUCUGGUGUCCCUGCUGCUGUUAACUGGGGUGACCAAGUUGCUGUUGGAACCGACGGGUGGGAUGCUGCAGCUGCUCCAGCACAAAUCCCGGGUGCACCCGUGAUGUCACGGCCCCUGCUCCCACAGGUUGGGAAUGAGAGGGAUUUAUGUUAGGUUUUUGACAAAAUGUUUGUUUUUAAAACUAGCCAUUUUGAACUUUGUUAUGAUAACUAUGGAAUUGUGUGUUUUUGGCUCAAUUU
Hibiscus syriacus is the source of this 1104-nucleotide messenger RNA. Its product is annotated as 40S ribosomal protein SA-like. Gene Ontology annotation, biological process: ribosomal small subunit assembly; cytoplasmic translation. Gene Ontology annotation, molecular function: structural constituent of ribosome. Gene Ontology annotation, cellular component: 90S preribosome; cytosolic small ribosomal subunit; ribosome. The record is from RefSeq and is a predicted model, not a curated record. NCBI's taxonomy places the organism in Eukaryota, Viridiplantae, Streptophyta, Magnoliopsida, Malvales, Malvaceae. The coding region runs from base 77 to 1018 and encodes 313 amino acids. The transcript has 5 exons.